Messenger RNA from Anopheles darlingi, 1698 nucleotides. Its product is annotated as zinc finger protein 771-like. The transcript has 3 exons. Gene Ontology annotation, molecular function: zinc ion binding. NCBI's taxonomy places the organism in Eukaryota, Metazoa, Arthropoda, Insecta, Diptera, Culicidae. The coding region runs from base 81 to 1601 and encodes 506 amino acids. Gene Ontology annotation, cellular component: nucleus. The record is from RefSeq and is a predicted model, not a curated record.
CACCGGAUUUCGUUAGUUUUAACAAAAUUUGGAGUUUUUCUAAUUAAUCACAGCGCCACGGCUCUUCCACAGUGUGAACGAUGGAUGUGGAAAAGUUAGAGCAGGUGGAUGAAUCGCCCGAUUUCGAUUCUCUCGAUCUGGAUCUAGGUGUAAUCUGCCGCUGUUGUAUGGGAUCCAAACGCCGCAUGAAGCAUCUCUUUACGAUGGAGCUAGACGAUAUGCUGCACUCCGUUACCGGUAUCCGGCCACGGCAAGACGAUGGCCUACCGGGACUCCUCUGCGUGCCGUGCGUACUGCAGCUGCGUCGAUCGCACCACUUCAAACAGCAGAGCGAGAAAACGGACCGGGUGCUGAGGGGCUAUUUGAAGCACGAAUUGUUUAUGAAGAGCUUCGAACCGCCGCCCGGCGAAGAUUUGGUGCAAAAAAUUGAGGAGCCAGUCGACUCUCCAGCGGUCGACACGGAUUCCAACAAUGAGCCAACCGACAGGAAGUGUGAUCUGCGCAUUGAACUAGCCCAACCGGUUGCCUGCCCUAAAUGCGACAAAGAGUUUCUGAACGAGCGGAAGAUGAAGCGCCAUAUGCGGAUACACAGUAGCGAGGGGUAUCAUCAGUGCACCCAGUGCGAUAAGGCGUUCGCCGACAAAUCGAACCUGACGAAACACAUGCGGAAGCAUACGGGGGAGCUUCGGAAUCUGAAAAUCAAGCCGCAUCUCUGUGCGGAGUGUGGUAAAUCGUUCAAGUACAGCACCUCGCUAUCUCGCCAUAAGCGGCUGCACAGCAAGCGCAACGUUUUCACGUGCGAAAUCUGCCACAAGUUCUACGCCGAGCACCAGACGCUGGUGAAUCACAUGCGGACACACACGAACGAACGGCCUUAUUCCUGCAGCAUUUGCGACAAACAAUUUGCCCAGAAACCAAAUCUCGAUCGCCAUGAGCUGACACACACGGGUGUCAAACCGUAUGCUUGCGAUCUGUGUGAUAAGCAGUUUACGCAGAAGAGUUACUUGAUCGUGCAUAAGCGGAUUCACGCAGCGGAAAAACCAUUCCAAUGUUCAUCCUGCUCGAUGGCAUUUGUAUCGCAGAACUCUCUCCAGAAACAUCUCCGCACACCAUGUUCGGAUCGUCCCUUCGCCUGCACGCGUUGCAGCAUAACGUUUCGCUACAAGUCCUCCUUACGCAGGCAUAGACGCAGUCAUAAAGAUGGGGAAUACAUUUGCCGCAUCUGUGCGUUGGCUUUUCACAACGCGAGUAAACUAACGAAUCAUAUGUCAACCCGGCAUCCCAACGUGUUGUGGGAACAUGAUUAUGAUGCGACACCCUGCAUUAAGAGAAAGCCAACGCAGCCGAGUAAUGAAAAGCCUUAUGAAUCGGACGAUGAAUUUAAGCGACUUACGACUAAGGAACUGCAGCACCAAGAUGAGCAGGCCGAGGGAUGCUUACCUAGAGAUGAAACCGUUUUCGAUGAAUCUUAUGAGGCAGAAGAGGAGCUAGCCCUAAGCUACGACGAGUGUUCGUACAUCGACCAACAUACCGUAGAACCAGUUGAAAAUGAACCGCUGCUAUCUAUUCAGAUAAUCCAAACUGAAGAGUUGAGUUCAUGACGGAUUGACUUACGAAAUUAAAGAUAAUGUUGAACGUUGAUGUUGAAUUAAUAAAAUGAAAUAUGGAGUUCGUACGCUCAUGGAAUGGAGAGCCGUA